Molecule: messenger RNA, 1836 nt
Organism: Chenopodium quinoa (quinoa)
Lineage: Eukaryota; Viridiplantae; Streptophyta; Magnoliopsida; Caryophyllales; Amaranthaceae
Product: protein FAR-RED IMPAIRED RESPONSE 1-like
Exons: 5
Coding region: 1-1836 (611 amino acids)
Biological process (GO): regulation of DNA-templated transcription
Molecular function (GO): zinc ion binding
Source: RefSeq, a predicted model, not a curated record
AUGACUAAAAGUGUAGAGCAUUGUUCUACUGUUGUCACCGAUAAAGAUAUGAAUGUAAGAAUUUUCAAAACACCCACUCAGCCUGUGCUUCCUAGGAUAUAUUAUAAUUCUGGAGGUGAUAAAGAGUAUAUCCUAGGUUGUUCUUUGGAAAACAAACCUAUUAUUGGAAUGAAAUUUGAUAGUCUUGAAGAUGGUAUUGUCUUUUAUAUCAAAUAUGCUAAUGACAAAGAAGGGUAUGUGACAAAUAACAAGAAAGCUGGUAAACUAGUUGAAGGUGCAUGUUUAAGGAAAAAGACUGUGAAUAGAGUUGGAUGUCCUGCUAAGAUUAAAUUUAGGUUUUGUAGUGGUGGGAAGUAUAUGGUUUACUUUUUCCAUGAGUCUCAUUCUAACCCUUUUUCUACACCUAUUACUAAGCAGGUUAAUAAAUAUGAAGUUGGUUUAAAUUUUGUUCAUAAGAAGUUUAUUUUUGACAACUCAAAGUUAAAUAUAGGGGCUGUUAUGUCUUAUAGGAUCAUGAAAGAACUUUGUGGUGGGUAUAUCAAGGGCAGUAAAAAUGACUUCAAAAAUUUUUCUAGGGACUUGAAAGUUUAUAUCUCUAAUGCUGAUGGUGCUGCUGAUCCUAUUGGUAGAAGAGAUUUUCAAUUAUUUGGGGACUCUUUAUCUUUUGAUUCUGCCUAUGAUACAAAUAAAUACUCAUUAGUUUUCUGCCCUUUUACUGGAGUUGAUAAUCAUAAGAGAUGUAUUACAUUUUGUGCUGCUUUAUUAUCUAAAGAAGAUGUAGAAUCUUUUGUGUGGCUAUUUCAAACUUUUUUGAAGUGUAUGGGAAGAGAACCCUCUUGCAUAAUUACUGAUCAAGACCCUGCAAUGGGUAUUGCCAUACAAAAAGUUUUUACCAUGACUAAACACAGUGUUAUAGAGGAAUUUAACCUUGUAGAUCAUGAAUGGUUUGCAUACAUGUUCAAGAUAGGCAUCUUUGGAUCCCUGCAUAUUCAGGGACUUGUUUAUGGGCAUGAACAGGAUGAGUUGAACAUGCUUAAUAAAUCUGAGCCUCAAUUGCUUACUCAAUUACACUUUGAAAAGCACGCUGCUGUUGUUUACAAUCGUGCCAUCUUUUAUGAUUUUCAAGAAGAAUGUCAGGCAACUUGUUUCUCAUGUGGUGUUGAAAGUUGUAGUUCUCUGUAUGGAGAUGGUGUGGAAUUUUCUGUAAUUGUUGAUGAUGAGAAAAGGAAAAACUUUGAUGUAAAUUUUGACUUGGCCACAUAUAAGUGCAAUUGUACUUGUAAAAUGUUUGAGAGUCAAGGCAUCUUAUGUAGACACAUUUUGUUUAUUAUGAAAGGCAAGUCUAUACGUGAAAUUCCUGAUCUUUAUAUCCUGAAUCGUUGGAGAAAAGAAGUUCUGAAGAAAGCUUCAGCCAGAAAUGCUAUUCUGGAUGAUGCUUCUAAGUAUGAUAAGAAGAAGCAAUUGGUGAGUGAUGUGUGGUCCAAGAUUUUUAUUUGUGUGAGUUUAUCUAAGCAAUCUGAGGAUGAUUUAUCUGAGCUUAUUAGGACAUUAUUUUCAUUUAAGGAGCAGAUGCUGACAAAGAAUAAUCCUGAAAAUGCAACUAGUUUAAAAGAGGUGAAAUAUGCUAAUAUUCAGGUUUUGGUUGGGUCAAAUGAAGUAGAUGUAAACAUCUUGCCUCCAAAUCAGUGCCUUAACAAAGGUUCUGACAGAAGUUCAAAGCGGUUGAAGAGUGCAAAAGAAAUAGCUUCUGAAGAAAAAUCCAAAAGGGGCAAAACUUGUAGAACUUGUGGGCAAUCUGGUGUUUCACAUGACAGUAGAAACUGUCCAAACAAGUAG